Molecule: messenger RNA, 573 nt
Organism: Cladocopium goreaui
Lineage: Eukaryota; Dinophyceae; Suessiales; Symbiodiniaceae
Source: the annotation of a GenBank genome assembly
AUGCUUCUCCACAUCCUGAUGAACCUGGAGGACAUCGACGUCGACUACAUGACAGCUGACCAGAAGAUGAAGAACCAGAUGGAGAACAUGACUAUCCAAGCGAUUCACCACAACCUGAAGGAGAAUACAUCGAAAGAGCUUUUCGCGCUGACGCUUCGCGCUCACGAGAUGGAGAAUGUGAAGGACCUGAGAGCGAAAGCUUUGAAGAAGAAAAUGAAUGGCGUGAUGAUCCGACAUCGGAUGACGUGCUGCAUGAUCCAGAAGAAUAUGAAUACCGAGUACCAGCAGCACACCGACGAGAUUCCAGCCGCGGUGAUCGACCAACUAUAUCACCAAGAAGCACCUUACAUACCAAUGGUUGGACACGAUCGAGAUGAAGACGUGGUGCAAGACUUCCAAAGGGGAGAUCACUACUUGCUGCACAAGGGCACGGAGACUUUGCAGUUCCAGACCCUGGAAGGACUACAUGGCUUCCGCUGUGCCAGAAUCGCAGCUAGAGAAGAUGAUCGUCUGACCGAAGAAGAGAGACGCAUCAGAAUCGAGAAUUUCCUGCUCCACCACCAGAGGGUGUGA